Nicotiana attenuata is the source of this 1691-nucleotide messenger RNA. Its product is annotated as ATP synthase mitochondrial F1 complex assembly factor 1. The coding region runs from base 126 to 884 and encodes 252 amino acids. The record is from RefSeq and is a predicted model, not a curated record. The transcript is spliced from 6 exons. Lineage: Eukaryota; Viridiplantae; Streptophyta; Magnoliopsida; Solanales; Solanaceae. Gene Ontology annotation, cellular component: mitochondrion. Gene Ontology annotation, biological process: mitochondrial proton-transporting ATP synthase complex assembly.
AAACAUAAGGUAUUAUUUUGUCAUAUUUCUCAGAAACUCAGGCUUUCUUUAUAGACUCCGAAUCUCUACUCUCUCUUCUCCGGCGACUCCAAUCUUCUUUUAAUCAGUGUUAUUGCAGAUAAACCAUGAUACGCUCUUUGUCAAGUCGCGCAUCAAAGAGAAUACUCUCUUCUGUUAUUCCUUGCUAUGGAAAUGCUUCUUCUUUCUCUAUGGUCUUAAGACAACCAUACAGAAGUUCAACUCUGCGACAGAUAUUUUAUAAGUCACAACGAAAUGCUAUUCCUUGUGAUUUCUUGAAAUGGGGUUCGCUUGGUUCCAUUAGGACAUCAAAAUUUGCUUCUGGCUUCAGCCCGUUGAAGCCAAAGCCCUUGGACUCUAUUAUUGACAUGGAGAGGGCGAAAAACAAAUCAGCUGAAGAGCUUGCUGACGUUUGGGAUGAUUAUCACUUGGGAAGAGGUCAUAUUGCAGCAUCAAUGAAAGCUAAGUUAUAUAAGCUCUUCGAGCAAAGAUCUUCAAGUUGCCGAUAUUUUGUGAUUCCACUGUGGAGGGGAAGUGGUUAUACAACCAUGUUUGUGCAAGUGCAGGCGCCACACAUGCUUAUCACAGGCCUUGAAGAUUACAAGGCAAGAGGAACUCAAGCUUCUCCAUACUUCACAGUUUCUUACUACACCGAAUUUGCUGAAAGCAAGGAUCUGGUUCUUGUUCGAGGGGACAUUGUCUUUACUAGCAAGCUCGCCGACUUGGAGGCAAAAUGGCUUUUGGACACUGCACAAUCUUUUUACUUGAAUGAUGUCAGGUACAAACUAGUGGAGCGUUUCAAUAGAGAAACGAGGGAAUUCGAGUUCAAAGAUGUUUUACAAACUUUGGAGAUGCCUAUAUUGUGAUUGAAACAUCUGAAAUCGAUCUUCUCGCAUAAGAGAAAUCCAAAUAUAUGGAGUUUGGUCAAAAUGGAUCAUUCAGAAAUCAGCAUCAAGAGAAUUGUUGUUCUCCUGCCAUUCUGACAGGCAAUUGUGUCUGCCAAGCAUAAUGAAUGUAUUGCAUUAGCAAACAAUCUUUUCUAGCUUUGAUUAUUCAUUGAGGCAAAAGUCAAGUAUCUUCAUGGUGUUGUUUUUCUUUCUUUCUUUUCAAUAAUAGCAAUUACUCUUUUAGGGAAAAAAAGAAGAGAAAAGGGCUGAUGGUAGCUGUGUUGUAUUUCUCAAAGAAAGCUUCCUAAUUUCAUAGAUCUGCAAUAAUGUGAUUUUAGGUCUGUCUUUCAACUUCUUAUAACACCUUGAAUUACCAUGGUUUCUCACCUGUAAACUUGUGCAUUUGGAGAUAUACAUAAACAAUGCCAAACAGUCUCAGGAGAUGCAUGUUUUGUGAUGAAAUUACUUAAAUUGAUUAUAUCAUAAGAGCAAUCGGAAGAGACGGAAUUUUGAUGAGGAAGGAUCAUACAGCAAUCAGCAACAAUGGAAUUGGCAGUUCUUUUCGUCAUUCCAAGGGAAAACCUGUGUUUAUCUAGUAGAAUAUUUGAACGGGAUGUUAUUAACAAUCUUUUCUUGUUCUGAUUCCCUUUUUUUUUUUUAAAACAAAAAUCCGUGUUACAUUCUAAUAAGGUUGAUGGUAGCUUGAAGAUUGUGUCUAGAGAGAUUUUGUUGAGCUACUAUAAAGAGAGCUGUGAUGUAAUGGUAAAAGUUGUUGUUUCCGUAAAA